Messenger RNA from Saprolegnia parasitica CBS 223.65, 774 nucleotides. RefSeq lists its product as hypothetical. Lineage: Eukaryota; Oomycota; Saprolegniomycetes; Saprolegniales; Saprolegniaceae. The transcript has a single exon. The record is from RefSeq and is a predicted model, not a curated record. The coding region runs from base 1 to 774 and encodes 257 amino acids.
AUGGCGCGCUUCAGCGGCCACAUCUACGACUUUGUCGCGUGGGAGGCAACGCUGAUGGCGAUGCUCGCCAAGCGCCAGCGCGACGUCGAGGUCGUAUUUGCCCAGAAAGGCCUGGCUGCGCCUGCUGUCUCGUACAUUGAGCUGCUCACGACGCCCGAGCCGCCGCCGUCCCGCGUGCAAUCCGUUCUGAUCACAGACCUGCGCAAGACAUUGUUCGCGAGCUUGCCGUCGGCGUUUGUGGCCGAGUGCCUCUCGAAGGACAUGCCCAUGCACAAGCUGUGGGCGGCGGUCGUUGACGAGUACCAUCCGUCGUCGCACGCGCCCAUGGAGCGCGUCCUCGCCGACUUGUUUGAUGACGUGUUUGACGCAAACUUUGACUGCAUCCACGAGCUCCUCCAGCGCAUGCACAGCAUCGUCAGGAGCGUCAACGACUACACGCGGCGCACGCGCGGCCGCGCGCUCCUCACGGACGAACUCGUGCUCGAGCGAUUGCUGCUUGCGCUGCCAAAGGCCUGCGCCGACCUUGUGCCACCCGGUGCCGUCAAUCUCGACGCGUUCGGACAGCGACUCGUUGAGAAAUACGGAGAUAUGCCCCGCAGCGACAUUUUGGUGUCGUACGAAGGCGACCCGCCAUUGGCCCAGCAAGGCAUCCCGACCCGAGACCGCCUCUUUGCUGCUAAGACGCCACCAUCAACGAAAUCCUUGCUGCCGAUCAAGCGCAAGUGCGCAUCGCUCGACUCGGACGUCGCGCCCAAAAAAGCGUGCUGUCUCUAG